Molecule: messenger RNA, 2002 nt
Organism: Schistocerca cancellata (South American locust)
Lineage: Eukaryota; Metazoa; Arthropoda; Insecta; Orthoptera; Acrididae
Product: zinc finger protein 3 homolog
Exons: 7
Coding region: 142-1641 (499 amino acids)
Biological process (GO): regulation of transcription by RNA polymerase II
Cellular component (GO): nucleus
Molecular function (GO): DNA-binding transcription activator activity, RNA polymerase II-specific; RNA polymerase II cis-regulatory region sequence-specific DNA binding
Source: RefSeq, a predicted model, not a curated record
GUGUGGUAAUUGCGUAUGAGCCAAAACAAUGUUGUUUACGUCAGUGUGAAGUUUAUUAGUGACGCGAUUGAGUACAGAGUUACGCCUUAAUUUUCAGUGUAUGGAUGGAUUUUUUUAGAUUAAGUUUUUAAGUGGAAAAUAAUGGUUUGCUGCGCGAUUGCCGGUUGUACUAACCAUAGCAGACAAGUAAAUAAGUUGGGAAUUAAGUUUCAUAUAUUUCCCAAAAAGAGUGAGACGAAACAAAAAUGGAUAAAUGCAUGUAAACGUGCAGAUUCGUUUUCCGUUGAAAAUGCUCGUGUCUGCUCAAUACAUUUUACUGAUUUGGAUUAUGAAAGGGAUUUGAAAAGUGAACUGUUGAACAUUCCUUCGAAACGCAAACUGAAGACUGAUGCUGUACCAACACUAAAUAUACCGUCUUCCGGUGCCGGUAUAGGGUUUAGUAAUGAGCGUAAUGAUGAGAGAGAUGUGCGGGCACAAAAACGAAGCUACCGCCAAGAGGAUAUUGUACAGAAGACUGCACAAGGAGAACAUCGAAGUCCUGUAUGUGGUGUGACUGUCAUCAAACAUGAGCCAGUGGCUGUCCCACUCACAUUUCCGAAGCAAGAGAUGGAGCUUCUAUCUGUUAAGGAAGAACCUUUGGAUUGGGAGGUGCCUGAUGGCCACGUUAGCACACAGGAUCCACUAAAUAUCGUUAAAGAGGCGUGUUCACCUUCAGAUGAUUGUCUCGGGCCUAGACCACUCGAUACUGGAAAGACAGAGGAUGACGAAGAUGAGGAGGCAAUGAGUGAGGAUGACUUUGUGGUGGUCAAACAUGAAGUGGAGUCAGUUGGUAGUGACAGUGAACAAGAAAGUGCUAUCCCUGUUGGCGUGGAGAACAUCAAGCAUAAUGAUGACAGCAGUAGUUUGGUUUCCAACGUUUCUCUGGGUGCAGGAACAGGCAACAGGAUACAAUGCACCACCAAGGAGGAUACACCCUUUGGGAAUAAGAGUGAUACAGUGCAUGUGGGCCACAGAAGUGGCAUCUGCAAAAAGUUCGCACAGUUGCAGGAAAUGAAGAAGCACGCUCACGUGGAGAGGCGUGAACUUCUACAUCUGUGCGGUGUUUGUCACAAAACAUUCACAAUGAGUAGCAGUUUGAAGAGACACUUCCUCUUACACACUGGUGAACGCCCUUACGUCUGUGGGAUUUGCAGCAAGACAUUUACACAAAGUUAUCAUCUCAAACUGCAUUCGAGGCUACACUCUGGUGAACGUCCCUACGUCUGUAGUGUUUGCAGCAAGUCAUUCAUACAAAAUAGUGACAUGAAGCGGCAUUUGCUGUUGCAUACUGACAUAUACCCAUACAAGUGUGAUGUUUGUCACAAGUCAUUCAUACAAAAUAGUGAACUGACACAGCAUUUGCAGUUGCACACUGGUGAACGCCCAUACAUUUGUGUCGUUUGCAAGAAGACAUUCAACCAAAAUACUGAACUGAAGGAGCAUUUGCGGGUACACAUUGAUGAAUGCACAUACAGCUGUGGCGUAUGCAACAAGACAUUCAUGCGAAAUAGUCAGCUGAAGAGGCAUUCACGGUUGCACAGUAACAAAACUGCUAAAUCUGUGAAGCGUGUCAUAAGAGAUUCAAGAGCAUCAGCAAGUUGAAGGAACACUCACAGCUGCUGCACACUGGUGGAAAACCACAAAGUUGCAACAUUUGUCAAUAGGAUUUCUGUUAUUGCAGCAACCUGAGAAUAGUUUCUCUCAUGAGGUAAUGCCCAUCUUAUGUAUUUUCAUAAAGAUUCGCGAUGAGCCACAGACUGUAGAAGCAUUCAUUUUUGCUCACAUCUGCAGCUCAUGGUCUAGUGGCUAGUGUUGCUGCCUCUGAAUCAUGGAGUCCCAGGUUCUAUUCCCGGCCAGGUUGGGGAUUUUCUCUGCCCAGGGACUGAGUGUUUGUUUUGUUUUCAUCACAUUCAUUUGUGACAGUAGUUAGAGUGGACUGUGUAAAAAGAAUUGGACUGUGUAC